AUGGCCAAGCAGGCCGAUCAGUUGGCCACCAUGGUGUCUAGUGAUCUGGAUCAACUACGACAAGCUCUCACAAGGUUUCUAGAAAUCUCGCCGGACUUUCGCAAAGCAUCGUUGUCAAUCGGCAUGGAGCCACAAGAGCAGUGCGUUGCGUGCAGAGCUCUACCCCGAAAGCUAGUCAGCGACGGAGCAAUAGGUGCAGACGGAAGUAUUUACAAGAUCGGCGCGGACACCGUGCUGUCUGCCGCCGAACAAACCCAGAAAGUAUUGGCGGACAAGCUUCGAUUCCCACUUAGCCUUUCCAGCAGUCUGUUCGUGGGAUGCACGGGUCCAACAGCAACAUCUGAUGCAACACAGGUCUCGGCUAUACAGCCAUUGCCUCUUCUACGUCAGAUGGUGGUUGCGGAAUCUGGCUGGUUGACUGCCAAGGCAUCGGCACAAGAGCCUGAGCGAGCUUUGCAGCGCAAGCUUGUGCAAAGUCAGGAAAUGCCAGUUCAAGUGGCCACACCUCGGUCGAAGCGGCGGCCGCCAAGUGCACAGGAGGAGCUGCGUGAUCGGCCGCAAAGUGUUCGUUCGUACUUUCCCGCCGUGGAUGUGCGAGGCUCUAUUCCAAACGGCCGAAGAAGCCGCUAA
This is a messenger RNA of Symbiodinium sp. CCMP2456, 630 nucleotides long. The record is from the annotation of a GenBank genome assembly. Lineage: Eukaryota; Dinophyceae; Suessiales; Symbiodiniaceae.